Neoarius graeffei (lesser salmon catfish) is the source of this 717-nucleotide messenger RNA. Its product is annotated as protein CutA homolog. The transcript is spliced from 7 exons. Gene Ontology annotation, molecular function: copper ion binding. The record is from RefSeq and is a predicted model, not a curated record. Gene Ontology annotation, biological process: response to metal ion. NCBI's taxonomy places the organism in Eukaryota, Metazoa, Chordata, Actinopteri, Siluriformes, Ariidae. The coding region runs from base 28 to 495 and encodes 155 amino acids.
GGCACAACGAGCCCGUUGGAAGAGGCAAUGCAGUUUGGACUGCCAUCUGCAGAGACAGUGCAAGGAAGACUCUUAAGAGCUUUCUGUGUGACAGCGUUCCUGAGUGUGUUGAUGCUCCCGCUGCUGAGGACUGUGGGAUUGCGUGCGUUCUCCAUGGCGACUGAAGCGUAUUCAUCCGGGACUCACUCUGCAGCCUUCGUCACCUGCCCCAAUGACACCGUGGCCAAAGACCUGGCCAGAGGGAUAGUGGAGAAGAAACUGGCAGCCUGCGUGAACAUCGUGCCCAAAAUCACAUCAGUAUAUGAAUGGCAAGGAAAGAUCGAAGAGGACAGUGAAGUGCUGCUGAUGAUUAAGACGAGGACGACAAAGAUCUCUGCCCUCGCUGAAUAUGUUCGGUCCAAUCAUCCGUACGAAGUGGCCGAGGUCAUUAGUUUGCCCAUCGAUCAGGGGAACCCUCCCUACCUGAAGUGGAUUGGAGACAUUGUGCCUGAAUAAACGAGCAAAAUCACAGACAGGAUGAAAGAAAUUCUCCACAAGAUCCUGGAAAAAAAUGCUUCUUAUUUCUGUGUGUUCAUGAAGGAAGAAUCAAUCUCCAUAUUUUUAUUAUUAUUAUUUUUUGAUAUAAAAAUGUGAGCAGAACAACCAGCAGCACCAAUAAUGUGCAGCUUUGACUUGAAAUAACUUGAGUUUCACUUUAAUAAAAAAGACGAAGAUGCC